This is a messenger RNA of Anoplophora glabripennis (Asian longhorned beetle), 783 nucleotides long. Its product is annotated as adult-specific cuticular protein ACP-20-like. Bases 63 to 587 code for a protein of 174 amino acids. Lineage: Eukaryota; Metazoa; Arthropoda; Insecta; Coleoptera; Cerambycidae. Gene Ontology annotation, cellular component: extracellular matrix. The transcript is spliced from 3 exons. The record is from RefSeq and is a predicted model, not a curated record.
CAGAGAGCUGAACCUCCUAGAUGCCUCCUGGGGCAAAGUAAAAGCUUGUUUAAAAAAAGUGAAUGAAACAUAAUACGAGUACACGGCGGGUCUUAACUAUUGUCGCACUGGCAGUUUCUGCUCAUGCAGGACUUUCCUACUCAGCUGGAGGAAUAGGCCUAGGAGGUGGUCUUGGAGGAGGCAUUGGAUUGGGAGGUGGUGGAAUUUCUUUGGGACAUGCUAUUUCAGCACCAGUUGCUGUUGCCAAACAAGCAGUAGUAGAUUAUUAUACCCCUGCCCAUUACGAAUUCAAAUAUGGAGUAGAAGAUGCUCACACUGGUGACAAGAAACAGCAAUCUGAAACCCGUAUCGGUGACACCGUAAAAGGAGAAUACUCCCUUGCUGAACCCGACGGCACAAUCCGUGUUGUGAAGUACACCGCCGAUCCCCACAACGGUUUCAACGCCAUCGUCAGCAGAAUAGGACAUGCAGCUCAUCCUCAAAUCAUUUCCAAAGCUGUAGUUCCAGUGGCCUCUCAUGGAAUAGCCCUUUCCGGUGGUUUGGGUCUUGGAGGAGGUCUGGGAUUGGGAGGAUAUGGAGGCCACUGAAGCUGAUGUGAUCAUUUUCGCCAACGUCAACCUGUAGUCGUCAUCGUUGCCAUACUCAUUGUUAUUUUCAUGUUCAUCUUCACCGUUGCUCAUCCCUCACGUCAUGGUUAAGUUUCUCUUUGUGUAUACUUUUGUUGUACAUAUCACAUACCUAAGUUAGACUUUAUGUUAAUAAACAAUAAAUGUUUACACUCUA